GUUCUCACUUUAUUUCUUCAAAAGUGAAUAUGUGUCUUCAGUGUUAAAUUAAAUUCAGUGUAGUAUUCGUCUGUCUACUGUUUGUUUUCUAACUGUGAAACAUGCCGUUGAUCAUGUUAUGCGGAUAUCCUUGUUCAGGUAAAUCAACAAUUGCUGCUUUACUAGCUGAAUCACUGAAACGCAUUCUCACGGAUUCCUCUGUCAUCAUUGUGGAUGAAUUCAAGAGUAAUAAUAUUGAAUCUGGGAAAACUGGUUAUGAUAUAAGAUGUGAUGUUUAUUCUGAUUCACAAAGAGAACGUGAAUUCCGCGGUCAACACAAAUCAGAAGUGGAACGUGCACUUACACGAAGUCAGUCUACUGUAGUAAUCAUGGAUGCUCCUAAUUACAUUAAAGGUUACAGAUAUGAACUUUAUUGUCUGGCCAAAUCUUAUAAACACCAACACAUUGUUCUGCUCAGUGAUGUUCCGGCCGAAACAUCUAAAGAAUGGAAUUCUAAAAUUAACCGGUAUCCAGAUGGUUUGCUUUCGGAUAUGAUAAGUAGGUUUGAACGACCUCAGUCAACUCAGCGAUGGGACAACCCACUUAUAAUUAUGGAGCCUCAUUACUGGGGUUCACCUACCUUGAUUUGUAUGGAGUCUGUAAUUUCACAACUGAAGCGGUUACUCAUCAAUGUAACAAAGAAAAUCAAACCGAACAAGUCGACUCAACCUACUGUUGUCUCAUCAUCUAAUUACUUACAAAAUCUGGAAUAUGUCACGCAGCAAAUCGUAGACCACAUACUUCAUAAACAAGCUCUUGGUUCGCUAUCCAUUAAUCUACCUGAACGCUUUUACAGUGCACAUAACCAAGACAUAGCUUUAAAAAUUAAAAAUCCCGACACAAUAUACACUGAAGGUAGCCUUGCCCGUCUGAAGCGCCGAUAUAUUGCAGUACAACGACUGAAAUUUGACCAGUUCAACAAAAUACCAGAUAAUGCUUCAAUCGCAGCGAAUUUCAUACAAUUCAUUUCGCUUAGUGGAGACGCAGAUAGUAAUGAAACUAAUUAACACACCCCAGUCAAUUACUCCCAUCACUGUGAGUUUGGGAAGGCCUAAUGUGAUCUGUGCGAGUAUACUCGAAAACGUUUUACGGCUAUUUCAAUAAAGUAACAUUACCUCGAACAUUAGUGUUUAUUCAUCAGCGUUAUGUUUACGGCAAAGCUAGGUUUUAGUCUGCGAUCCGCACUGUGUGAAAAAUCUCGACAUGGUUACUAAUACAGUGAGAAAUAAGAACGGACAAUAAAUGACAAUGCUAAUUGUAUCGGCCCGAAAUCAGUGGAACAGCUGUCAUCUUAUUUAGAUCCACUGUUUUUAGCUAAUCGACUAUUAUCCGAAAACAUUCUGAUGUCCAUUUUUCUAUGGGAACAUCACACUACCGAUCCACGUAUUUGCGACAAUAUCCAGAUAACAAAACAAAACGCUGAGUCGGAAGUUACUACUCAAAACAAUGGGAUUGAAAGAUAUUUCAUCCAGGCAACAGGAAAUAAGGAUUGCUUUCACAAUGGACAUUUGUCAUUUUAACUAAUGUUUAAAAAUGAACCUACCCACCCACUGAUCUACCUUUACAUUCUGAUAUUUCCAUCACGUUUAUUAAUAUUGAUAAUAAUCAAUAAAAAGAAUAACUUGACAAAAAAAGGUUUAAAAAC
Messenger RNA from Heterobilharzia americana, 1684 nucleotides. Lineage: Eukaryota; Metazoa; Platyhelminthes; Trematoda; Strigeidida; Schistosomatidae. The record is from the annotation of a GenBank genome assembly.